Molecule: messenger RNA, 1386 nt
Organism: Symbiodinium necroappetens
Lineage: Eukaryota; Dinophyceae; Suessiales; Symbiodiniaceae
Source: the annotation of a GenBank genome assembly
AUGACUGUGGACUUCCCGCUCGAAGUACAGGACAUCUUUCAGGCAAUGCAAGUCUUCAUUUUGGACAUAGAAACUCUGGGCUACCCGUGCGUGGCCAGCAGCGAUGCUGUUCGGCGGUACCUGUCCACAGUGAUGCUUUUCCCUGCGGUUAUAGUGGGCAUCCUGUUUUGUCUCGCAGUUUCAAAGCUGCUGCCCAAAAAGUGGCGCUGGGCGACCUCCAAGACUUUCAAUCUCAUUGGGCAGUUCUUGCAAAUGGGUUACACCACCAUGAGUGUGACCGCAAUGGUGCCGAUGACAUGCUACAGUCAUCCAAACGGCCUUCACAGCUUGCUGAAGUUUCCGGAAGUGUUCUGUGGGACAGAAGAACACUCCGUGAUGCUUGCUGGAGGUGUGACAUUGCUGGCUUUUGGUGUUCUGGGCUUUCUCUGCCUCUGCGUGUGGGCAGCCUGCCAGGUGCCGCUUUGGAGCUCCCAAGGCCUCUCCCACCGAGUCAGCUCGUUUCGGUUUUUGCUUGCGCGGUUCCGCUUGGAUGGCUGGUGGUAUGGGGUGCCGCUGCUUGUCCGUGGCUCCUUGCUGAAUCUGCCCGUGGUCCUUGCUACGGACUACCCUCCCAUUCAGAUCGUGUCAAUGUCCGUGAUCCUGGUGUUCUUCAUGGCUGUGCAAGCCCUGGUUUGGCCGUGGAAGCCGCCUUUGAUCAACGCCUUGGACUGUUGGAUUUCCGCCUGUGUCAUCCUUCUUGUUGUCUCUGCGGCAAUGUGCCUCCCAGAUCUCACAGAUGACAUGCUUGGAUUCCGUAACACCUUCACUCUUGUGGUCCUCGUGCUGCUCUUUGGUUCCGUGCUGCUGGCGCUGGGCUCCAUCGGCUUCUCCUUGCUGCUCCGGGCUGUUGGCUUUCAGGAGGAGCUGAUGAUCGUCACCCUCGGCCCGAUUCCCAAGGCCGAACGCGUGAGUUCAGCCUUGCGGAGUCUGAGCAUGGAGUUGUCCGAGGCAGAUGCUGAUGUCAUCGAGACUCGAGUCAAAGAGCUGGCUGUGUAUGAUGUGACACACAUCUCCCGCUGCAUCACGCUCUUGGCCAAGGAGGUUCUUCGUGAUGACGAUCCCGACUUUGACUUCACGCGCCGGGUAAGUGCGAAGUCUUUCGCUCGAAUGUCGCGCUGGAGUCGGAAGAAAGUUGAGCCAGGUACCCAGAACUUCGUGGCCAUUGCUCCAACUGCUCCACCAGCAAAGGAACAAGAAGGUGCGAGCUGCGCGGAUACCGAGGUCGAAAGCGAUGUCAGUCCUUUUGACAUGGAGAUGACCCGCGAGACGCCUUUGGGCCGGAUCGAGUCAGGUUGCGACGACUGCGGCCCUGGCUCAGGUGGAACUGGAACUCGGCUGAGUCUGUAG